AUGAAACUCAAGCCAGUAAGUUCACAUUCAUGUUCUUCAUCGACGACACCGCUUUCUUAUAAAAACAAAAGCUCCGUACGAUCUUCGCCUGAAACAAGUGACUGUUAUGCAACUGAUCUUACUUUAAAUAGUACCAAUAAUCAUAUCGCUGUGCUUACUAUUCCAAAUACAAUUCAAUUGUUUGAUGCAUCAACAUUAAAACCGGUUUCAUCUCUUUCGUCAACUUCAAACAAUUUUGACAAUAAUAAUUCUUCAUCGCCACUAAAACUUCAUUCUCUUCAAUAUGCUUAUGUUUCACCUUAUACCUUAUUUGCUUCGACAAACAAAAAUUUAGUUCUUGCUUGGGAUACAAGAACACCACAAUUAGAAACAAUUCAAUUAAAUGGUUGCGCUGAUACACAUGAAUUUUUAUCGGUUACAUGUAAUAAUGAAGAUCAUUUAGUUGCUGCUGGUACGGAACUUAAAGGUGAUGAAAAUGUUGGGAUUUCGUUUUGGGAUUUACGAGCACCAAUAAAUAAACAACUAUUAGGAUAUUAUACAGAAUCCCAUUCUGAUGAUAUUAUUCAGGUUAAAUUCUCUCGAAUGAAUUCAAAUAAAUUGUUAAGUGGCUCAACAGAUGGUCUUGUUUGUGUAUAUGAUGUAUCAAAACCAACUGAAGACGAUGCACUUGAACAGGUUUACAAUGCCAAUGGUCCUGUUGCAAAGUGUGGUUUUUCUCAGUACAAUACAAUAUACGCAAUAACUGCAUCGAAUGCAUUUUUCAUUUGGUCAACAUUGGAUGACAACGAACAAUUACUUGUACAAGGCGAUACAGAUUACGAUUUACUCUCAGCGGAUAAUGUGGACUCAUCAGUAAAACCUUCAAAAGUUAUUCAUCAUCUUUCUUCGUCACAUGCAACUAUCGUCGAUAUACUUGCUGAUAGUAAUAUUAAAGAUUUAUUACCAUCUAUUCCACAGGAGGCUAAACCAUACUGGCCAUUACUAAUGUGUGAUCGUAUGGGGAAAAUGAACAUUACGUUAGUCUUAUCUAACGAGUCUCAACCUACUGUACUAUCGAUUGAUUCACCUCAUUCUGAAACAUUACGUGCUGCCGUUACCUAUCGAUCUUCACUUUAUACAUGUGGUGAGGAUGGACAAUUGGUCCAAUGGCAACCGUCAUUAAUAAAUGAUACCAAUGAGAAUAAUCAACAACAAACAAGGUCAAAGAAGAAGUUCAAUAAAAGAAAACCAUAUUAA
Messenger RNA from Rotaria socialis, 1236 nucleotides. Lineage: Eukaryota; Metazoa; Rotifera; Eurotatoria; Philodinida; Philodinidae. The record is from the annotation of a GenBank genome assembly.